AUGCAAGCCACAAUACAUUAGCAAAACAAGCCAGCAAAUAUGUUUGUAUACAGAACGUUGCAUCAAUAAUCAAAAUGGAUGAAGCUAUUAAUCAGAGAAAUUGUGCGUAUGGUAUUUCUUGCAAAGGAGAGGUCUUGGAGGAUACUUACGAAACAAUACCACCACUAAGGAUUCUGCCACAAGAUAACGAAAAAAAAGACCUCGAGCCAGCAACAAGAGAAGUGUCAGUUAAAGUGAGGAAAGUACAAGUGAAUUGCUAUGCUAUUGUCACCAUCUUAGCUCUAGUGAUGGCUAUUCUUUCUCUGAUAGUGGCUUUGGUAGGAGUGAGCUAUGCUCUAAUAGAGUUGAACAACCAGCAAGGUCAACUAAGCAGUUCCAGUCAGGGGGUGAAAUCCCAGAUCAACAACUUGAAGCAACAAAUUCAAAUAUCAAAUGAGCAGUGUAAAAUUAAGAUAGAAUUGCAUGCCCAACUGAACGACACACACCAAAUUUUGCAAGCUCAACUAGAUGAAUCGAACCAAGUUUUACAAGCUCACUUAAACGCCUCAAACCAGCAGAUUCAAAUAUCAAAUGAGCAGUGUAAAAUUGAAUUGCAUGCCCAACUGAACGACACACACCAAAUUUUGCAAGCUCAACUAGAUGAAUCGAACCAAGUGUUACAAGCUCAAUUAAACGCCUCAAACCAUCAGAUUCAAACAUCAAAUGAGCAGUGUAAAAUUAAGAUUAUAGAAUUGCAUGCCCAACUGAACGACACACACCAACUUUUGCAAGCUCAACUAGAUGAAUCAAACCAAGUGUUACAAGCUCAAUUAAACGCCUCAAACCAACAGAUUCAAAGUAUUUUCCAAGAUGUCAAAAAAAUCAUAGCAACUGAGCUACAAAUAGGGAGCAUAAGCAAACCAGCCAGCUCCUGCCAUGACAUCCCUCAUUACAAAUCAUCAGGAGAAUACUGGAUUGCUACUGACAGUACUAGAAUUCCUGUUGAAGUCUACUGUGACAUGAACCGAACAAGCUGUAGCUGCAACACUACAAAAGGAUGGAUGAGAGUAGCCAACCUCGACAUGUCUGACCCCAGCCAAAACUGCCCAGAUGGAUUCAGACUGGAGACAACACCACCAGAUCCACUACGUGCCUGUGUCAGACCUGAACCAGCAGAAUGUGUGUCUACUACCUACGCAACGUAUGGGGUGGAGCACUCCCAAGUUUGUGGGAGAGUGAUUGGCUAUCAAGACAAAACUCCAGAUGCUUUUCGACCAUAUUCUUUAAACAAAACACUGUCUAUUGAUGAUGCUUACGUUGAUGGUGUGAGCCUAACCCAUGGACGGUCGCCUCGUCAGCAUAUCUGGACAUUUGCUACUGCGCACGAUGAAACUAUCUCAAAUGAAUUGGUUUGUCCUUGCACAAGAUCUAACCGCCCCUACACUGGAGUUGUACCUCCUUUCAUCGGUCAAGACUACUUCUGUGAAACUGGAAGCCGACAAGGAGCUACUACUAGCACCUUUUACCCUGACGACCCAGUCUGGGACGGUCAGGGAUGUGGAGAUACCAGCACUUGCUGUAUGUUCAACAACCCACCGUGGUUCUGCAAGCAACUUCCUCAGCCAACUACAGACGAUAUCGAAUUGAGAAUCUGUGCUGAUGAAGGUCGUAACAAUGAAGACGUACUUAUAAAGCUAGCAGAGAUCUACAUUCGCUGAUAUACAUGCAUAUACUAACUCUCAAGUUAAACUAUAAUUAUGUGGCUAAAUAUAUGUAUCGUGUGAACAUUGAUAUUAUAGAGACUUAUAAUAGAAAGUUUAAUUUCUGAAUAUUUCAGAUAAUGUACAAUGCUAGCAGUGUGUGUUAGAAGUGCAGCAUGCAUACGUAAUAGUCUGAAAAUGUGUUUUUUGUUUUAUAAUCCUUAUUUGUCAUUAGUAAAAACCAGUAGGUUUUACAUAGGAUUGGCAGUGGGUUUGCCCGUGUUUAGCAAUAUUUCAAUUAUUUUGACUCAUG
This is a messenger RNA of Halichondria panicea, 1992 nucleotides long. RefSeq lists its product as uncharacterized. NCBI's taxonomy places the organism in Eukaryota, Metazoa, Porifera, Demospongiae, Suberitida, Halichondriidae. The record is from RefSeq and is a predicted model, not a curated record. The transcript has a single exon. Bases 75 to 1697 code for a protein of 540 amino acids.